GAACAAAACCCGGAAGUAGGAUUUGUUUUGCUUUUGUCGCGGCGGGAAAUCUCAUCGAGGAAAUAAACAAACGCUACACGGUGAGACAUUUUGACCAUGGCGUCCAAGCAGCAGGAUGUGGCCAAAUCUGACAUCUCCCCGGUUCUGUUCAUGACCAUGGACGGUGAACCCAUGGCUUUUUUCUUGAGGCCGGGUCCUGUAAAACGCAAGCUGCAGCCGCUCAUCAAUGCUGGAGGAGGGAUGUUGUCCAAUGUGCAGCAGCCCGGGGCGAUCCUGCUGAUUGACCCAGAGGAAAGACGCUCUGUUCCUGAAAGUGCCGCUCACUGGUACGUGUCCACGCAGUACAUUCACGACUGUAUUGAGAAGGAUGCGCAGCUGAAUUUAGAGGACUACAGAUUAAAUCCUGAAGUUGUCCCGAGACAGUCACCUCGACUCAACAGAAACAAAGAGACCACUUCUGGACUUUCAGGAGGUACGGUCCCCUACACCGCUGAAGAGGACGCUGCCAUUUUGAGUUAUGUCAGUGAGCACAAGAAAAAGAUCGGGGGAAACCGGCUUUGGCAAGAGAUGGAGAAGCAGCAGCUGACGAGCCACAGCUGGCAAUCGAUGAAAUAUCGUUAUAGAGUUCGACUGGCAAAGAGACAGUCAGAGGUGGAGGAGGUGGAAACCACAGAGGACGACACCGAGGCAGCAGAGGGAGAGACUGAGGUGGAAGGAAAUCAGGAGACAGAUGCUGAAAAACCCUCCAGUGCAGAAGAUGCUGCGUCUCCUCAGACACAUUCAGCGGAAUCAGACCAAACACAGAUAGAUGUUCAGUUGAUACCAUCUGAGACCACACAACCAGAAAUCGUCGAAGCUCAGACUUCCAUCUCUCCUGAAGAAGAAGUGCAACAUGUGAACCCACAGGCACAAGAACAGCCAGCUGAAAACGCACAGGUAGAGAACGUAGAAGCUGAAACAUCAAACUCCCCCCAACCUGAGGGACCAAGUUUGGACCCACACACAGAUGCUCAGCCCAUUUCAGCUGAGAGCGCAGAAACAGAUGAACCACAAACAAUUAUCUCUCCACACAAAGAAAGUGUGCCAGAGGACUCACCUCCAGCUCAGCCUGAGUCUCUGCCCAACACCUCUUCUCAGAAAAAGUCCAAAGAGAAGCAGAAGGCGUCCCCUAAGCCCGAACAAUCGCCGCAGCGAUUAACACGCAGGCAGCUUGUGGUCGAGGAACCCUAUGGCAAAAAACUCAGAUCUUCAACAACUUCUCCGGGGCAACCGUCAUCACCUCCCCAGCCCUUAAGGAAAACAAAAUCAGCCGUUAAGUCUGCACUUCAAAAACACAUAACAGUGGAGGAGCCGCCUGCUAAGAGAGCCAGAGGAAGGACUCCAGCAACUGCAGAGAGUCAACAGGAAGAGAGUGGGCACGCUGCCGUCUCUGAAACAGCACAAGCAGAUACAGAGUCUAACUCAGCGCCGCAGGAGGGACAAAAGAAGAAAGAGAAGAGAAAGUUCGGGAUUUUAGAGUUGGCUACAAAAGAGUUUGAAGAUGAAAGUGAGUCUGAUGAGGACGGGGCUCCAGACACCCAAGCUGGGACAGCGACGGUACAGCCCACGUCGACAGAACCUCCACCUGCCACCUCAGACCGAGCUUCAGAUGCUGCUUCCACACAGUCCAAUCUUGAACAUGGCCUCCAGGAGAAUGUCCAAGAGGCCUCCAGUAGCAAAUGCCCACCAGAGACAGUCUGCCCUGAGCCUGCAGCUGCUGAACCUGCAGCCACCAAGUCCGUCAGUGUAACCUCCAAGGCCCACCUGUUCAUAUUCGACAGUGAAUCUCAAAAGGAAGACUCUCAGUCCAUUGUUGGUGACGAUCCAGUAGCUCCAUCUAAAACACAGCCAACAGUGACUGACCAGCCAACACUGACUCAGGUCCAGUUGGAAGAAGACAAGCAGCGAAUCAGAGAGCUGAUGAAGCAGACCAACCAGGACUUGGUCAGUGUGACCAAAGCCCUGUUGAAGACCAGUGGAGACUUCUCUGCUGCUCUGGAGCAGCUUUUGAACCCCUCCACCAACUCUGGACCACUCUGGAGUCGCAGUGAUGACAGUCUUUUGCUCUCAGCUGAUCCCGUGGUCCGACAGCAGCUGCAGGAGAAAUACGGUGAGGAGGGUGUUGCCAAAAGAAUCAUGUUCCUCGAAGUAGCGGGAUGAAAAUGAAAGACAGGUCAGUACAGUUAGAAAACGGGAAAAUAGCAGAUCUGGACAUACGGAGUAUACUAAUAUUGAAAGGUAGAAAGUCAAAAACAUUAAAUGAUUAAACAAAUGAUUUAUUAUUUAACAUUCUAAAGUGGAUCAAGUAGAAACUAUUAUUUGUGCCAUGUAUCUAUGCUUUUGUUUGGGGACCAAAUCUUUUAAUGUGUUUUAAAAUACUAUUUUAUGUGUUUUAAAUCAGUUCAUUUUUUUCACUAUGGAAUAAAUCUCCUAUUUUAGAACAGAUUGCUUUUGAAUGACUGAAAGAAAAAUGACCCGUGAAAUUGGUGAGUUCAGCUAGUGGUCGCAGAUAAAUGAAAACUCGGGUCAAGACAAGAUAAAUUGGUUCCCUUUAACCAAAAAAGUUGCUGCUCUGAUUGUAACAAAACGUGCCUCGACUACUUGAGUAUUAGAGAUGUUGUAAAGGUCUUGCAUUUUUCAUACACUGUGACAAUAUUCUCCAUGUAAGUUAAAAAAAGUAACAAGGUGAUAUCCACUUUAUAGUAAACAGAAAAUAGUGUGUAGAAAAUUAAGACCAUUUUUUUAAUGAAUGCCAAGAAUGACCAGUUUGAGUAAAGUCAUUAAUCUUUACUGAACUGGAAGGUAAUGAUUUGAUUAGGGAAAUCACACUGUCCAACAAUUAUUUAUUGAUUGUACAACCCCGAUUCCAAAAAAGUUGGGUCACUGUGUAAAACUUAAAUAAAAACAGGAUGCAAUGAUUUGCAUUUUUUUUUACCUCUAUUCAACUGAGUACAGUACAAAGAGCAGAUAUUUAAUGUUCAUGCUGAUAAAAUAUUGUUUUUUUUGUAAAUAAACACUUAU
Messenger RNA from Plectropomus leopardus (leopard coralgrouper), 3060 nucleotides. The record is from RefSeq and is a predicted model, not a curated record. Lineage: Eukaryota; Metazoa; Chordata; Actinopteri; Perciformes; Serranidae.